This is a messenger RNA of Meloidogyne enterolobii, 365 nucleotides long. NCBI's taxonomy places the organism in Eukaryota, Metazoa, Nematoda, Chromadorea, Rhabditida, Meloidogynidae. The record is from the annotation of a GenBank genome assembly.
AAUUCUCAGUCCUUUGCGUGUCUUCAUUUUCAAAUUUAAUUCAUUUUCAAACUGUCAUUGUAUUUUUUCUUAAAUAUUUUCCCUUAAUGGGAUGGGGGUUGGGUUCCUUGAUGAUAAAUUUAGAUGUGUAUUUCAAAACUACAUGUUUGUAUAAGGAAUCGAGAUCAAUCCAUUACCAUACUCAGUCUAGAAGGGAUAAGAAGAUGUAUGAUACAAUACUAAGAGGAAAAAGUGUCUUCAGUAGUUGGAAAUUUGCGAUCAUUCUCUUAAAACCCCAGUGGAUGUAUAGCGGUUUUUGUAUUUUUAGAAAUAUUUCUACUCAUUGGGAUGGGUUGGUUGCUUUUUUGUUGGGAAAAGAAAUUUAG